This is a messenger RNA of Hemicordylus capensis (graceful crag lizard), 4849 nucleotides long. RefSeq names its product RAB11B, member RAS oncogene family (gene RAB11B). The transcript has 5 exons. Gene Ontology annotation, biological process: regulated exocytosis; constitutive secretory pathway. Lineage: Eukaryota; Metazoa; Chordata; Lepidosauria; Squamata; Cordylidae. Gene Ontology annotation, cellular component: recycling endosome. The record is from RefSeq and is a predicted model, not a curated record. Gene Ontology annotation, molecular function: GTP binding; GTPase activity. Bases 168 to 824 code for a protein of 218 amino acids.
CCUCCGCUGGUGGGCCCCGCCCUCGGCUUGCUUCGGUGCCAGUGAGGGGAAGGAGCGGCCCGGCCUGGCCUAGUCCGGCCUCCACCCCCCACCCCCUCCUCCCCCGAGCGGGACGGAAACCGCAGAGGGACCCGCCAAGAGAGCGGGAGAGAGAGAUUGGUGUCGCCAUGGGAACCCGCGACGACGAGUACGACUAUCUUUUCAAAGUUGUGUUGAUUGGAGACUCUGGUGUGGGGAAAAGCAAUCUUUUGUCCCGCUUCACACGCAAUGAGUUCAACCUCGAGAGCAAAAGCACCAUUGGGGUGGAGUUUGCCACCAGAAGCAUCCAGGUGGAUGGGAAGACGAUAAAGGCACAGAUCUGGGACACCGCGGGCCAGGAGCGAUACCGGGCCAUCACCUCAGCCUAUUACCGUGGUGCGGUUGGAGCGCUCCUGGUGUAUGACAUUGCCAAGCACCUGACGUACGAGAACGUGGAGCGCUGGCUGAAGGAGCUCCGGGAUCACGCAGACAACAACAUUGUCAUUAUGCUGGUGGGAAACAAGAGUGAUCUGCGUCACCUGAGGGCCGUGCCUACGGAUGAGGCCAGGGCCUUUGCAGAAAAAAACAACCUGUCUUUCAUUGAGACUUCAGCACUUGAUUCAACAAAUGUAGAAGAAGCCUUCAAGAACAUCCUUACAGAGAUCUACCGCAUCGUGUCUCAGAAGCAGAUUGCAGACCGAUCUGCCCACGACGAGUCUCCCGGCAACAAUGUGGUGGACAUCAGCGUACCCCCCACCACCGACGGACAGAAAUCCAACAAACUCCAGUGUUGCCAGAACCUGUGACCUCCUGGGGCCUCACUCUGCCUGUGCUUCAGUUCAAACCCCGUGUGCACUUCUCCAGCACCUCUCCUCUCAUUCAGUGACUCUCGUUUCCUCUUCUUCUCCACCACAUUCUCCCCCGCCCCGCUUCCCUCCCAUCGUAAGGCAUCACCCAUAGGGCUAACGAUCCCUUGCCUCUGACGAAUCUGUCUGAAUGUGAUUGUUUUGAGGUUUGACAUAUAGGCAUUGAGCUGGCUGUUCUGUGUGCACGCACGUGUGUGUGUGGUGGAAUAUCUAGUGGACAUUGUUGCUCUGAGACACUUGUUAACUUUUUUUUCUUUUUGGUUCUGUAUGAUUGCUUGUUGAAGUGGACGUAUACAGAUUUUUUUAUAUGACAGCAGGAAAAAUAAGGGCGCUUGAGGUGAAGAUUUGCUCUUCUCUUCCAGUCAGGCUAUUCCACAGGUACAAGGGAGACAUUUUAUACCAAGAAAACGCCCACUUCUUUGUUCUGACCUGUUUGCCUUGGUGAAGCUCCCCACCCCACCCCCCAUUCUUAGGCAUGUGCGUGCUCAUCAGAACAGUUUGUUGAAGAGAACGACCAUUCUGUCAUUUGCUCUUUCCCCAUCUCAGUGCAGAGUUAAUCUGGCUGUGUAGAUUUUGCUGCUUCCUGGAAGUCUCCUUCCGUUCUCAUUUCCUUUUCAGUUUGGGAACAAUGAAGUAUUUCUGUCUGCGUGCUGCAUUCUCAGUACUGCCCCCCUCCCGAAACUGCUGGCGUGGCUGCGUUGGGCUGUAUGAAGUGGCUUCUAGUGAUUUAUUUCUGGGUUUUAUGUUAAUCAGGCUAAUGUACAAUUAAGUGCCAGCCUAAUGGCUUUCUUAGAGCCUUUUUGCAAUUUGUAGAAAUCACACAGCUUCACCUGUACCCUGUAGAGAGAGCCUUCCUUGGGCAUCUCCCACAUCCUGUCUCUGCAUGCAGCUUCCCUUCCUCUUGUCCACCCCUGCCCCCACCCCCUUGUGCAAAACAAACAAAAAACCCACCCAACCACCCCAAACCCUGGAGUGAGUGUGAAGCAAUAUUUUUCAUGCCCUGUACAUAUUUCGCACUGGUAACGUUAUUGAAUGAUUAGUUGUAGAGAACCAGAUACUUGGUAACUUCUUUUUGUAACAUUUGAGCCUAACCAUAGCAUCUGGCCUGUUUUUUUUUAAUCAUCUCCCUUGUAGUUUGCCUGCUUCUAAUUCUGACCUCCUGAAAUGCAAGCUCCCAGCCUCCACCCCGUGCUGCUGCUCCUCUCUUGUUCUGUUCCUCUGAGGGUUUUUUUUUUAACAUUGCUGGGGUUUUUUUGCUAAAUGAUUGUAUGACUCCACUUGAUGUCCCAGACAUCUGGCAUCAGCUGGGCUUCGACACCACCCAAACUUAAACCUUGGACUGGCAAGGCUUCUGCUGCCAUUGCCCUGUAGCUGCUUUCCCUCUGGCAAGCUUGAGGAAGUCUCGGUGGCUGCUUCCUUCCUCGCCCUCUCGUUCUUGUGCCACUUUUGAAACGAGAGUGGAUGUUGCGUCAUAUUGUUGCGGGGGGGGGGGGGUCGGCAUGGCUGGGGCAGCUCAGCUAGUGGGGAGGGAGCUGGCAAGGUACCAGCCUGCAGUUGGCCAGCUAGCAGCACACCGCAGCGAUUCUGAAGCCCAAAUCUGGGUUCCUAGAUUCUGGCCCUGAGAGUGAUGAGUGUUGGUAGGCCUGGGAGCAAGGUUCCACAGUUGUCUGCUUCUUUCCUUGUUGGCUGCAAGCCCCCCCCGCCUCCUUUGCAGUGAGUUGAGAACUCACUCAAUCCUCUUAUGUGUCCCUCACUCCUCAGGAUCCCCACAUGUGGCAAAGCUUUUCAUCCUCUAGGCAUGAAAUUAGGGGGACGCUCUUGCCUUCUCUCCUCCCUGCUGCCCUUUCCAAGGGGGAGAGUUCAGCCCCUGCUCCAACAAGAACCUCUUUGGUUAAAGCUGAUGAGGAAUGAAGCUUCUGACUUAGUGGGAGUCUUGCUGAAACAGGAGAUGGUCUCUCCCUGGGAUUUGUGACUAGCCUUUGAGGGCAGGGCAGCUGUGUCAUAACACACGGGGACCGGGGGUGAGAUCAGGAGGACAUUCUUGGAGGGGCCCAAUCCUUUUUCUGCGUAGACCAGUGCUAUUUGCCCCGGCCACAAAGAGGCCCUGCUGGGGUGGGGUCUGCUUGUUUUGAUCAGGCAUCCACGCCUCGAGAGAAGAUUUAAUCUCUGCUGAGUUGCUCUGACCUUCCUGGUCCUUCCUUGGUGGCAGCCAGCUCUGUCUCCUGGGACGGCUCUUUCACUGUAUGAGGUAUUUUCAGCAGCAGGCAAAACAGCCAGUGCUGCUGUGUCUCAGCUGUUUUCUCUCUCUCUCUUGUCCUUGUAUUAUGAUAGAUUUUCUCCCCCCGCCCCUGCCGGCCAUUUCUACCCUUGUUGCAAAUGCGGUCAUUCCUGUGUGACUAGAAGGCUGCCAUGUAGCUGCCAAAGGAAAUAAGUUUGUUCUCGGUUAGAUAGAUGCAUGUCCAUUCCCCCAUCUUAAGAGAAUUGGCACCCAUUAUGACUUUGAGUUGAUUUCCAAAUUGUGGUCAGGGAAUCCAGGUCUCCCUCUCCCAGGCUGGUCCCAUCUACUUGAGCGGGGUGAAUCCUCUGCAAUCUCGGGAAUUUAAAAGCCAGUUCAAUCAAGUUGGAAGAGAAGACUUCUGUGCAAAAUUAAAGACCAUCUUACUUGGACUCUGAGCACUAUUUCAAACAGAGCUUGUGAGAGACUGCCAUGAGCUGGCUUUGGGUGGUAGCUGGGCUGUUACUUCCUGUUGUUGCAAAGUUUGCAGUGGAGGCACCUGAGUCAUUUGCUGCUCUGACACCUUGGCCAGGGAGAGAAUGAGGAAUAAUUCUGGGUGUACACCCACUUAACUUGAAUACUCUAGAAUCUUUGUGUUGAGUAGAGGAAGGUGAGGCCUGGUCGCGUUAAUCUGGAGCAGCCACUGGCUUGCCAGUUGUGUUACUUGCUUACACAGCGUGUUCCACCUCGAGUGAUUCCAUCUUGUGGAGAAGGCAUGGGUAUGAGGACUCUGCUCCCUGUGGCAUUCCUGUGUCUGCUGGAGACGAGCCCUCCCCCCCCCCAAUGUCUCAGAAAGAUCCACUAGCUCCCUCCUGCCCUCACUACUGCGAGGGAUCCUGGUGCUGGCGCACCGAAGGAAAGGGAGGUUGAAACCUUUGUUUCCCUCGUUGACAACCAUGACAGAAGUGUAGAGGCCUGAGAUGGGCUGGGGCUUUGUUGGGCAGGGGAAGGGCAAGCUGUUAGGCCACUGGGCUGUGCCCGAGAGGCCUUCCCAAGCUUCUCCGUGUGUGGUGGUCCAGUGGGUUUUGUGUGCAUGUCUCUUAACGUGGUCUCCUGCUCGGACUUCACUUGAAAGACAAACAUGGUUCCUGUGCAAUAUUACCUUUUUCUCUGGUGCAGACUAUCCUUGUCGCUCCAGCAUGUCCAUCCUGCUCGGAGGGAAUAGGGACGCUAGACCAACCCUGGCACUCAGCAACAGGAGCCAGCCCUUGGGGUCUCAGCUGUGCUUCCCUGCCGCCUUGCCCAUGCCAAGGAUGAAACGGUAGUAGACUUGUGCCUAAGGCCUUGGUCGCAGCCAAGACACACUCUUGGAGGGGGCAGGUCCAUCAGAGGCCAGUGCAGACCUGGGAGUGCCCUUAGAUGCUUACAGAACAAGGCAUUUCAUCAGAAGUACUUCCGGCUGUAGCAGACCAGAGAGCGGGAGUGCUUGUAUUGCAGGGAAGACUCAGAAGGUCUGCCAAGUCCUCUUCCCUUGUCUUUUCGCACCAGCAUUGGGGCCAGUCAAUCCUCUGCAGGCUGGCUUUGGGUUACAGCACUGGUUUAUGGGAGCGGAGGGGGGGAGGGGUGUGUGUUUUUCUCAUUUGCUUCCUGCUGACUCUUCUGUUUAAGUGCAAUUUCCCUUGUAAAUACUCAUUUGAUUUUUGUGCAUGGUUAUUAUGUAUUGUGGAUAUAUAAAGAUUGCCAAACCAAA